This is a messenger RNA of Populus nigra (black poplar), 3822 nucleotides long. RefSeq names its product SAC3 family protein A-like. The transcript has 14 exons. NCBI's taxonomy places the organism in Eukaryota, Viridiplantae, Streptophyta, Magnoliopsida, Malpighiales, Salicaceae. Gene Ontology annotation, cellular component: nucleus. The record is from RefSeq and is a predicted model, not a curated record. The coding region runs from base 320 to 3445 and encodes 1041 amino acids.
AUAACUUCCUGUACCGCCAUCAACUACAUUACGCACGGACCCAAACACGGCCUUGACACCUCCUUACUUGAAUCCGCCUCUCUCCCAGUCCCUCUCUAAUAUAUAUAUAUAAUUCUUUUUAUCUCCUCCUAUAUCCAACUUAUCGAACGUUUUUUUCUCCUACUAAUUUUUGUUGUAAUAUUUACACAUACAGAAUUAAUUUUUUGUUUUGCUAUUUUUGAUUCUGCUGAUCUCAAUUGAUUUUCUGUUACUUCCCUCUCGCUUUCUCUAUCUCUUCAAUCGCUUUCUUUGUGUUAAUCUAUCGAAGGAUGCUGAGUAGAUGAUGGUGAUGAAUCAAGGAGUCAAUGCGCAAACCAUAGCUUCGGUGGACCCUAAUUCACGCGAGGGUCGAUAUGUUGUUGAUGCGAACCAAGGGAAGAAAUCUUAUAUUCCCUCAGUUAAUGGAUCUGAAACUGCACCAUGGACCACGCAUAGAGUGGAUAAUCACUCCACAGAGAAUGGAAUCCUUUCAAAUUCCAGUUAUCACCAUGAUCAGCAAACACAGCAGCCUGCAAGAAAUGCUCAAGAUAGUUUGAGCACGACAUCCCUUUCUAGUUCAUCGACUCAAGGAACAACUAAUGUAGUGCAACAAGAUUACAGUAGUUAUGCAGCAUACAACCCUACAGAUCCAUAUGGUUAUGGAAGCACUGGAUAUUCAACAAGUUACUAUAAUAAUGGUUAUCAGCAGCAAACCAACCAUUCAUACUCUCAGCAACAACCAAACCAUUCAUACUCUCAGCAGCAACCUAGCCAUUCAUACUCUCAGCAGCAGCAACCUAGCCAUUCAUACUCUCAGCAGCAACAACCUAGCCAUUCUUACUCGUCGACUGUAGGAGCAUAUCAAAACACAGGUGCUCCUUAUCAGCCUCUUUCCUCAUUUCAGAAUACAGGGUCAUAUACUGGGACAACAAGUUAUUCAACCACUUACUACAAUCCUGGUGAUUAUCAGACAGCUGGAGGUUACCCAAGCAGUGGAUACAAUAAUCAGACUACCUUGUGGAACGAUCCCAAUUAUGCAAAUUAUACAUCUCAACAGUAUUCAACCUAUGCUCCAGAUACAACAAGUGCUUAUAGUUCCGGUACUGCAGCUUCAACAUCAAUGAACAACGAGCAGCACUACAAGCAAUGGGCUGAUUAUUACAGUCAAACAGAAGUUAUUUGUGCUCCCGGGACAGAACACCUGUCUGCUGCUAGCACAUCUAACCAGGGAAGUGCCGUGUCUGGUGUGUAUCCUACUUCCAGCACCCAGCCUCCCUCAUCUUUCACCCCGACAUCUCAGAGGACUGAAUCUGCGUCUUCUGAUUUGCCUUCUUUGCAGACCAGUGCAACUAUCAGUAGUGCUCAUGAUGGCUGGAAACAAGGGGCUCCAAGUUUUCAAAUUCACCAUGCUAGUCCUACGCAACCACACUUUCAAUAUUCUCUUGAUUCAAAAGCUUCAUAUGAUAAUUUUCAGGAACAACAACAGACUGCUCAUCAAGGUCCUAAUUCACAAUUUCCUGCUGCUCAUCAGGUGACCCAGAGUUAUCAAUCACCUCUGCCAAAUGCUCCAUCUUUAGAUACUCGAAGGGUAAACAUGAUGCAGAUUCCAACAAAUCCUAGAAUUGCUUCAAAUUUAGCUUUGGGCUUAUCAAAAACCGAUAAGGAUGGCUCUGUGACCAAUGCAGCAGCAAAACCUGCUUAUAUUAGUGUGUCGAUGCCAAAGCCAAACAACAAAGUGUUGUCCAAUGACACAACUAUUUCCAUGCUUAAGCCUGGAAUGUUCCCUAAGUCACUGUGUCAUUAUGUUGAAAGGGCUUUCGAUCUCUGUAAAGAUGACACACAAAGGAUAGCUUGUCAGGCUAUCAUGAAGGAGAUCAUCACGAAGGCAACUGCCAAUGGUACACUUAACACUCUAGACUGGGAUGCGGAGCCUCUUUUUGCAAUACCAAAUUCUGAGGCUGUCAAUGUGGAGAGUUCACAAUAUUCCACUCCUGUUUCUUCAGUACCGAAGUAUAAAAGGAGUCCAAGCAGACGAUCUAAAAGUAGGUGGGAGCCUUUACCAGAAGAGAAAUCAGUAGACAAAUCUGUUUCCACCAGUAAUGAUAUUGUAAAAUAUGGUGGUUGGGACAGAAAGGCUCCUAGUGCGAAUUCUGAGAGCAAGGAGAAUGCUGUGAAUAAUGUGAAGUUUUCUUUAUCGGAGCAGAAACGUCCAAGCAAAAAUAAUCAGAGGCCAGUUAAGAGGCAACAUCUUGCUGAUGGUUUGGAUGCUGCUUAUAACGAUGCAUCAAGUGACAGUGAUAAGGAGCAAGGUUUAACUGCUUAUUAUUCUAGUGCAAUAUCAAUUGCCAAUACACCAGAGGAAAAAAAGAGACGUGAGAGUCGCUCUAAGAGAUUUGAAAAGGGACAAGGAUAUCAAACUGAAGUUAAUUAUUUCAAACCAAAAAAUACUGGUGCUGGGAACUUGUACAGUCGGCGGGCGAGUGCAUCGAUGCUUAGCAAAAGCUUUGAUGACAGUGGAAGCAAAGCUGUUGAAGACAUUGAUUGGGAUGCACUAACUGUCAAGGGUACCUGCCAAGAAAUCGAGAAACGUUAUCUGCGCCUUACUUCUGCACCUGAUCCCUCCACUGUGAGACCAGAAGAAGUGCUAGAAAAGGCUCUGCUUAUGGUUCAGAAUUCUCAAAAGAACUACCUUUAUAAAUGCGAUCAAUUAAAAUCUAUUCGUCAAGAUCUAACUGUACAACGAAUACAGAAUCAGCUGACAGUUAAGGUGUAUGAAACGCAUGCUCGAUUAGCACUGGAAGCAGGGGACUUGCCCGAGUAUAAUCAGUGUCAAUCCCAGUUGAAAACCCUCUAUGCUGAAGGAAUUGAAGGACGUCAUAUGGAGUUUGCAGCUUAUAACUUACUGUGUGUUAUAUUGCACUCGAAUAACAAUAGAGAUCUUGUAUCAUCGAUGUCAAGAUUAACCGAGGGAACAAAGAAGGAUAAAGCUGUUAAACAUGCUCUUGCAGUUCGUGCAGCUGUCACUUCAGGAAACUAUGUAAUGUUCUUCAGACUUUAUAAGGAGGCGCCUAACUUGAACACUUGCCUUAUGGAUCUCUAUGUUGAAAAGAUGCGGUACAAGGCUGUGAGUUGCAUGUCCUGGUCAUAUCGCCCUACAAUACCAGUUUCCUACAUUGCACAGGUUCUGGGCUUUUCUAGUGCGAGUGAUGGGAAUGAUGAGAAGGACUCAGAUGGGUCAGGAUUAGAGGAGUGUGUGGAAUGGAUGAAGGCCCACGGUGCUUGCCUUACCACAGAUAACAAUGGAGAGAUGCAGCUUGAUACAAAGGCUUCAUCUUCCAGUCUAUAUAUGCCAGAACCUGAAGAUGCUGUGGCCCAUGGAGACGCUAACCUGGCUGUUAAUGAUUUUCUGACACGGACAUCCUUGUAGCCAAGGUGAUUUACAUUGAUAACAUAGUAAGGAAAAACUUGUGCCGCCCUCAACAAUAUAUUCGUACAACCAGGAACGCGGGGUAUUAUCUGGGCCGAGGAGUUUAGUUCAAGCCUGUGGAGGUUGGCUGUAACAUUAGAGAGGGUAGAUCAUUGGUGUAUAGAGUUGGAACAGACGAUGAAAUAGGGCGCACAAAUUCCCCUUAGAAAUGAUUUGCCUAGGGUUGCUUAGAGCUCUGAGCUGGCACGAUAACUUGUGACUAGAUUGUUUGCUUUCUGUAACAAUGAUUCAUUCUUUAUUGGGGAAGAAAGACAUGGCAUGUUAAAAAUACUCGAAGAGGAAGGAAAUAAGAAACAUGAGUUUUGUUGUGUGUUGUA